Molecule: messenger RNA, 534 nt
Organism: Durusdinium trenchii
Lineage: Eukaryota; Dinophyceae; Suessiales; Symbiodiniaceae
Source: the annotation of a GenBank genome assembly
AUGCUGGCCAAGCACCUGCGGCAACCGCUUCUCGGUCGCCGGGCCUUUGCUGCCAUCGGCGAUCGCUUCCCCACCGUGGACUUGCAUCUGGGCUUUCCACCAGCGAAGGUCAACACGACUGAGCGGUUGGCCGGAAAGAAGACCAUCGUCAUUGGCAUUCCUGGCGCCUUCACUCCAGUUUGUUCCAAUCAGCACGUUCCGGGAUUUCUUGCCCAGCAAUCGGCCUUGAAAGCCAAGGGUGUCGAUGAAGUCCUGGUCUGCAGUGUGAACGAUGGAGCAGUGAUGGAAGCUUGGGGCAAGGAUCAAAAGAUUGACGGUUCCAUGGUGACCUUCCUCGCAGAUACCGAGGGCACGAUGGCCAAGGCUUUGGACCUCGUCUUGGAUAAUCCCACGAUUCGAGAGAAGCUGGGAGGUCCACGCAUGAAGCGUUUCGCCAUGUUGGUCCAAGACAAUGUGAUCCAAGCGCUGGCAGUGGCAGGGGAUGAGGUACCCGACACGGCCACAUUUGCAGAGGCCAUUUUGGAGAAGUGCUAG